AUGUUUAUGAGUCAUUAUGCUGAUUAUCAUUGUAGAUUGCGUGAUGUAUGUCGUGCCCUCCAGGAAACGCAAGAAAGAGUUGCAGUUCAGCGGAAGGAAGUGGAAACAAUUUUAGAAGAAGAAAAAGAAUUUCGUGAGCUGGCUGAACAAGUCCAAUGUGCAGGAGUUCAAUUGAAAGCAUUGCGAGAUGAUAUAGAGAAAAUAAAAUGUCGAAUAAUGACUUGUCGUAUGAAGUUAAUUCAUUUGAACGAUGAAAAAUUUAAGAAAGGUUUGAAGAUUUUCUAUUAUGAGUACCUGGAAUAA
This is a messenger RNA of Thelazia callipaeda (thelaziosis nematode), 303 nucleotides long. The record is from the annotation of a GenBank genome assembly. Lineage: Eukaryota; Metazoa; Nematoda; Chromadorea; Rhabditida; Thelaziidae.